Knipowitschia caucasica is the source of this 672-nucleotide messenger RNA. The record is from the annotation of a GenBank genome assembly. NCBI's taxonomy places the organism in Eukaryota, Metazoa, Chordata, Actinopteri, Gobiiformes, Gobiidae.
AUGUGUCAGAACCAGCUCCCGGACCUCAGCACCGGCCUCAGCAGCUCUGACCCUCUGGUCAGAGAAGCCUACCUGAUGGCCCAUGACUACAUCGACUACGUGACUGGUGGGGGGGCAGAGAGCAGAUCCAUGCGGGCGGCCCCCACGGCGUGCACGGCGGCGCUGCGACACGCCGGGGACCAGCUUCUCAGCCGCUUCCCCAUCUUCUUCCGGCGCUGGCCCCGGAUCUUCAAAGACGUGAGCGAGGAGCAGGCGGUGUCCACGCUGCUGAGCAUCCUGGACCAGCACUUCUGCCCCAGCCAGGGGGGGGGCCAGGGGGGGGGCCGGCGGGGGGAGCUGGCCUGGAGCGCCGUGCUGUCCGUGUACGUUCUGGCCGGGCAGAUGGCCCAGCACUGCCAGGAGGGGGGCAUGGAGGGGGUCCUGCCCCAGCUGAAGGCCAGUGUCGGGGACUACGUGGAGAGGGUCAUCUGUCCAGAGCUGCGGGACAGAGGAGGAUGGAGUGGGUUCGUGUCCCGCUUCGGCCGCCCCCCAGGGCUGGACAGCAGACUGAGGGCGGUGUGCGGCUGGAGUCUGGUGGCACUGGCAGUCAGCCUCCUCUCCUACGGCCUCUGGAAACUACUGACCACAGCGCCCCCUGCUGGACACCCACCGCAACUGUUCACACACCUUUGA